UUUAUUCUUUAUCCGGCACUCUCGCUUAUACACGCUAACACGCAUCCCCACCACGAAUGAUUUCAACUGGCGCUCACGUUCAAAUGUUUUAACAUAAUAUUAUAUAUAGUAUUAUUACGUUUUAAACCCGAUACUCGGCGUCAAACCAAUUAGUUUAGUGUUACUUAGUGUACGCGCGUGUGUAUUUGCGUAACGUAUUAAGCAGACAUUUUUUAUUUCACUAUUCAAAUAUAGUACGUUGAAAAGGUGACCCCCGAAUUGAAUAACCCGACCAAAUCUCAGGCUUGAAAAUGUCAAUACAAGCAUCCGGUAAACUCAUCGUGGUAGCCAACCGACUUCCGUUCGUCCUCAAAAGAAACGAAAAAACCAAUAAAUGGGAAAGGAAAGCCAGUGCUGGUGGUUUAGUAACAGCUGUGGCGCCAGUCGUAGUCCAGGGUAAUGGAGUAUGGAUUGGAUGGCCUGGUGUGUAUUUGGAAAAAGGAGAAACAAUACCUGAACCUGAUCCCAAUGAUAUGACGCCUACAGCCGGAUUACGUUCAGAUAGAGUUGUGGCAGUUGAUUUUGAUCCUGUAACUUUUGAUAGCUAUUACAAUGGUUGUUGUAAUGGAACUUUUUGGCCACUUUUCCAUUCAAUGCCCGACAGAGCACAAUUUUCUGUUGAUACUUGGAAAUCUUACUGUAUAGUCAACAAAGAAUUUGCUUCGAAAACUGUGACAACAUUAGAAAAUUUAUCAACUGAAGACAAUGAUGUCGGAACACCUCUCGUUUGGCUUCAUGAUUAUCAUCUCAUGUUGGCAGCAAACAGUAUUAGAAAUGCUGCUGACGAAAAGAAUUUAAAAUUUAAACUAGGGUUCUUUCUUCAUAUACCAUUUCCUCCUUGGGAUAUAUUUAGGUUGUUCCCUUGGGCUGAUGAAAUUCUUCAAGGAAUGCUUGGUUGCGAUAUGAUCGGUUUCCACAUUGAAGAUUAUUGUUUAAAUUUUGUUGAAUGUUGCCAUCGACGUUUAGGAUGUCGUGUAGAUCGCAAGAACUUACUUGUUGAACAUGGUGGCCGUACAGUGCGUGUUCGUCCUUUGCCCAUUGGCAUACCAUUUGAUCGUUUUGUAAAGAUGGCUGAACAAGCACCAACAGUAAUUAGUACUUCGCUUCAAUUGGUACUUGGUGUUGACAGAUUAGAUUAUACCAAGGGUUUGGUACAUAGACUUAAAGCAUUUGAAGUGUUGUUGGAACGAUAUCCACAACACAAAGGCAAAGUUGCACUCAUGCAAAUCGCCGUACCGUCACGCACAGAUGUUAAGGAGUACCAAGAUCUAAAAGAAGAAAUGGAUCAACUUGUCGGGCGCAUUAAUGGACGUUUCACAACUCCUAAUUGGUCACCAAUCAGAUACAUUUAUGGAUGUGUUAGUCAAGACGAGCUGGCAGCUUUUUAUCGAGAUUCGGCUGUUGCCAUGGUCACUCCUCUGAGAGACGGCAUGAACUUGGUCGCCAAAGAAUUUGUAGCUUGCCAAAUUAAAGAACCACCUGGUGUUUUGAUUGUUUCGCCCUUUGCUGGUGCUGGUGAAAUGAUGCAUGAGGCAUUAAUUUGUAACCCAUAUGAACUGGUUGAAGCAGCUGACACUUUACAUAGAGCUUUAACAAUGCCAGAAGACGAAAGAAUGCUAAGAAUGAGGUGUUUGAGGCGCAGAGAGAAAAUUCACGAUGUAGAUUACUGGAUGAGAUCCUUUUUGAAAGCAAUGGGCACUCUUAUAACUGAAGAUGGAGAUGAUGUAUUACCAACUACCAUGCAACCAGUUACUUUACAAGACUUUGAUGAUUACUUAUCCAAGUACAUUGGAAACACAAACAAGCUUGCAUUAUUAUUGGACUACGACGGAACAUUAGCUCCACUCGCUCCACAUCCUGAUUUGGCUAUAUUACCCGUAGAGACUAAAAGUGUUUUAGAAAGGUUGGCCAAUAUGUCUGAUGUGUACAUAGCAAUAAUUUCAGGAAGAAACGUACAUAAUGUUAAAGACAUGGUCGGUAUCGAGGGAUUGACUUAUGCUGGUAACCAUGGACUUGAAAUUCUUCACCCCGAUGGUAGCAGAUUUGUACAUCCAAUGCCCAAAGAGUAUGAAGAAAAAGUCACCGAGUUGUUGAAAUCUCUCCAAGAUCAGGUUUGCAAAGAUGGUGCUUGGGUUGAAAACAAAGGCACUCUAUUGACCUUCCAUUAUCGUGAAGUACCUGUAGACCUUCGUCCUGAACUGGCAUCAACAGCUCAGCGCCUUAUUGAAGAAGCUGGAUUUAAAGCCGGUCAAGCUCAUUGUGCUAUUGAAGCAAAACCUCCUGUACAAUGGAACAAAGGGCGUGCAUCUUUGUACAUUUUAAGAACGGCCUUUGGUCUGGAUUGGAGUGAACGUAUUCGUAUAAUUUAUGCUGGAGAUGAUGUGACGGACGAAGAUGCCAUGCAGGCUUUGAAAGGCAUGGCUGCUACAUUCCGCGUAGCUCAGUCUAAUAUAGUAAAAACCUCAGCGGAACGCCGUUUACCGAGCACCGAUUCUGUGUUGACUAUGCUGAAAUGGGUGGAAAGACAUUUCGGCAAGCGAUUGCCACGAGAAGACAGUGUUGGAAACUUAAGUAAUAAUUUACAAUUAUCAUUAGGCGAAAUGCAAAUGGAACUCAGCAUACCUGAGAAGAAGUCACCAAUAAAUUAAUACUCAUAAAUACUACCUAUCGAUAAGAAAACCUCACUUAAAAUUAGUUAUUUUUGUUCAUGGGAUGAUGUAGAGAACAAUAAAUGUUGUAUCCCAAAUGGAUAGAAACUUACGCUAUUGUAUACGUGAAACCAAGGAAUUUUUAAUUAUUAGAAAACAUUUUUUUUAACAAACACGUAUGAGUCUAUCUGGUGUAUCUAUGCGUCAAUUAGGCGCUAAUCAAAGGAGCAAUAUUAAGAACAAAUAACCGGUAUUUCUAUUACAUUCCUUCAAAAUAUUAAGAACCAGUAAUUUAAUAUAUAUAACUUUAUCAUUGUAUUAUGUUUUCUAUUUAUUAGUUAAAAGAAAACAGUAUAUAGUAUCUUCCUAUAAAAAAAUAUAUAUAUUUAUAGAAGAUUGUGAUAAAAAUACUUUUUGGAAUGAUCAAUGUUGAACAAAUAUAAAUAGAUUUAGUUAUCGCUAGUCAACUGAUUUCAAGACUUAAAGAAUCGUACUUAACAUUAUUACAUAACACAGCAUAUCUACCAUAAUAUUGUAAAAUUUCUAACUUCAAUUAUUUAAAUUACAGUACAAAAGUAUUUUCAAAACAUAUUAGUUAUCUCUUAAAACUUAACAGAUUAUUUUUCGUAUUGUUAUCAAGUUUGUGCCAUACAAAUUAUUUUUAAGUGAGUUUUUUUUAGUAUAAUAUGUUAUGUUUUUCAUUACUAUGUAAUACUUAAUUUUAUUUAUUUAUUAUUUUUAUUGAUUUAUGUUAUAUUUAUAGUUUAAAAAUCAGCAUACCUAUUGAUGUAGUUUUCAUUUUUGUUUAUUUGUAUAACAAUAACGUUCAAUUUAGGAAAAUAAAAGCCAUAUUAUAUGUUGU
Messenger RNA from Adelges cooleyi (spruce gall adelgid), 3549 nucleotides. RefSeq lists its product as uncharacterized. Gene Ontology annotation, molecular function: catalytic activity. Gene Ontology annotation, biological process: trehalose biosynthetic process. Lineage: Eukaryota; Metazoa; Arthropoda; Insecta; Hemiptera; Adelgidae. Gene Ontology annotation, cellular component: cytosol; alpha,alpha-trehalose-phosphate synthase complex (UDP-forming). The record is from RefSeq and is a predicted model, not a curated record. The transcript is spliced from 10 exons. The coding region runs from base 291 to 2687 and encodes 798 amino acids.